Colossoma macropomum (tambaqui) is the source of this 5850-nucleotide messenger RNA. Its product is annotated as guanine nucleotide-binding protein G(q) subunit alpha-like. The transcript has 7 exons. The record is from RefSeq and is a predicted model, not a curated record. NCBI's taxonomy places the organism in Eukaryota, Metazoa, Chordata, Actinopteri, Characiformes, Serrasalmidae. Gene Ontology annotation, cellular component: heterotrimeric G-protein complex. Bases 1149 to 2228 code for a protein of 359 amino acids. Gene Ontology annotation, molecular function: GTPase activity; G-protein beta/gamma-subunit complex binding; guanyl nucleotide binding. Gene Ontology annotation, biological process: phospholipase C-activating dopamine receptor signaling pathway; adenylate cyclase-modulating G protein-coupled receptor signaling pathway; action potential.
UCGCAGUUCCACGGCGAUAUACGCGAUUCGCAGGCUAACGGAGGCAGAGGCUGUGAUGAAGUAAAAUUUGUAUUCGGGUAUUUUUUUUCUUGUAUUAAUUAGAAGACGCCGGUCACUGUUAGAUUUAAUCUUUCUACGAUAGCGAAGGUUACUGCCAGGAGGCGACAGAAAGAAAUGAAUGAUUACAAGGGUGUUUUGUGGCACAAAAAAGGGUAGCUAGCUAGCUGUUAGUUAGCCUGUGUGAUUUUUGCUAGCCUGCUGGCUAUCUGGCUUUUACAGGCUGUAAAAGCAAAUGUUUGCUAACGGUCACUAGCCUGCUGAUCACCAAGGUAACGUUACGGCGGCUUAGCGCAGACGGCAUUAAUCUGCACGGUCAUGUUUUAUUUCGUUCUGUCAUUCUUCGCCGUCUGUUAGCUAGUCGUUUAGCUGGCUAGCGUGUCGGUUAGCUAGCUGAUGGACAGUUUUGCGGGCGGUCUGUGUCACUACUCGGGCGUCGUUUGGUCUUGGUACUGGGGCGGUUAGCUAAGCUAGUUAGCGAAACAGCACGGAUGUCGUGGCAGGCAAGCUCGUCCCGUCCACACCGGGACUCAAGCUGGUAAGGGUCGGCGCAUCAAAAACACCGGCAUAGCGGAGGACUGUCCGUGGGAAAAGUUCAUUUCAGCCUGAGCGGUAGUUAGCAAGCAAGACAAUCUGCUCUCAUUUUAAUGAGCAGAGUUCAGACGGCUGGCCUCAAAAAUCACAUCUGGACGUACACUACUAGCUAGCAUGCGUGCUAACUAAACCAGAUAAACAUUGGCUUAAGCUGUUUUGGUUUCUGUCUUCACUUCUUCCUUUCGCUCUCCGGUAGCUAGUUAGAUAAGCUAUGUAUUAACCGCACUAUCUUUUCAGUCGUUGUUAACAGAUUUAGAUAUCAAGGGCCCUAAUUAACCACAGGCCCCGCAGUUAUUUCCACUCUUUUUUCCUGAGCAAAUUAGCCUAUUUCAUAUCGAAGGGCCUCGUUCUGGUAUGCCUCGUUUUUAGCAUAAACGCCUAAGAGCAUCCGUUUUCUGUUCCGAAACAUUAAAAAAAAAAACCCGAGGAGCCACCUGCUAGAGCCCGGCCUCCGUGUGUCUUUAAAUCAAGACUCGAAUCUUAAAAACACUACGGCGAUGACACUGGAGUCCAUGAUGGCUUGCUGCCUGAGCGAGGAGGCCAAGGAGUCGAAGAGAAUCAACGCUGAGAUCGACAAGCAGCUUCGCAGAGACAAGCGAGAUGCGAGGAGAGAACUGAAGCUUCUGCUGCUGGGCACGGGUGAGAGCGGCAAGAGCACCUUCAUCAAACAGAUGCGCAUCAUCCAUGGGUCAGGCUACACUGACGAAGACAAGCGCAGCUUCACUAAGCUCGUCUACCAGAACAUCUUCACCUCCAUGCAGGCCAUGAUCCGCGCUAUGGAUAAUCUCAAGAUCCAGUACAAGUAUGAGCAAAACAAGGCCAAUGCAUUACUGGUGCGAGAGGUGGAUGUAGAGAAGGUGUGCUCCUUUGACCAGCCCUACAUCAAUGCAAUAAAGAUGCUGUGGGCCGACCCGGGCAUUCAGGAAGCCUACGAUCGCAGGAGAGAGUACCAGCUCUCUGACUCUACCAAAUACUAUCUAAGUGAUCUGGAUCGUAUUGCGGAUUCGUCGUAUCUACCAACCCAACAAGAUGUGCUUAGGGUUCGCAUUCCAACUACUGGGAUCAUUGAAUACCCUUUCGACUUGCAAAGCAUCAUUUUCAGAAUGGUGGACGUAGGAGGACAGCGGUCAGAGCGCAGGAAGUGGAUCCACUGCUUUGAGAAUGUGACGUCCAUCAUGUUCCUGGUUGCCCUGAGCGAGUAUGACCAGGUUUUGGUGGAGUCUGAUAAUGAGAACCGAAUGGAGGAGAGCAAGGCCCUCUUCCGGACGAUAAUCACCUACCCCUGGUUCCAGAACUCCUCUGUCAUUUUGUUCCUCAACAAAAAGGACCUGCUGGAGGAAAAGAUCAUGUACUCUCACCUGGUCGACUACUUCCCUGAGUUUGAUGGUCCGCAGAGAGAUGCGCAGGCGGGGCGUGAGUUCAUACUGAAAAUGUUUGUGGACCUGAACCCGGACAGCGACAAAAUCAUCUACUCGCACUUCACCUGCGCCACAGACACGGAGAACAUCCGCUUCGUCUUCGCUGCCGUCAAAGACACCAUCUUGCAGCUCAACCUCAAAGAGUACAACCUGGUGUGAGGGAAACAGGGACACCUGCAGCCCAGGCAGAAAUACGAUUUAUAUGUACCCCACACACUCAUACACUUAACAUAAUCAAGACUGACACAGUCCUACUCUUUACAGGCACAGAUGUUUCUUAUUUUUAGUUCUUUUAUUUGGCCAUUUUUUUUUGUCAUUCUGGCAGUGUUAUCAGUUGCUGCAGGAAAAUACAGGCUCUCGCCUUCUCUCAUCAGCUGAUAACUCCUCUGCCCGUCCCUUCUGAUUGCUCCUCUAACGGAAGGGCUGGGGCAGUCGGACUGCGUGUGGCGGUGGUCGACAGGGUCCUAGUUUGCACUGUAGCAGAGUUGCAGGUGGGAAUUGAGGUAAGACUUUCAUAAGAGGAGACCCUGACCUUAAUCUUAAGAGGAAACGGUGUGAAUGGAAGAAGAACUGCAACCGCAUACGAAAUGCCAAUGAGAAUUUUGGCACAGGCGCUAUUAUAGCAGGGCAUUGGGUGCAGUUUUUUCUGCAUGCCUCUCCAAGGCUAAACUUCAGCUAAACUUCACCUUGUAUCCUUGAAUGUACCUUGGUGUUCUUUUGGAAAUAAUGGGCGUUGAGACAUUUCUUGGAGAAUGGCAAAGGCUGUAUGCAUUGAUUAGAUUUUUGUAUAUUAGGAGUAAUGAAGAGACUUCUCGCAAUUAUAAGUUCUACUGCUGCACUCCGAAAAGCAAUGGUUAUUCAAGAACCAUGUGAAAAUGGGUUCCACUCUCAAAUUAGGGGAUAGAUGGAUAACGGUGUUAUGACCUUGUCACUAUAUGUACUAAUCUACCUAACUAAUUACCGCUCUGCAUUAACAAUUUUAAUGAUUCUAUCAAAAUUAUUAGCAGUAGGUUUCCUCCUCCAUCUGUACUAUUUAGCCAAAUUUCCAUUUAGCUACGAAUGAAGUACAUGUUUUUGCCAGUAUUGGUUGCAUUACUCGGUACAGUUGAAGGGAUGCAAUGAAUAUUUAAUGAAGUUUGCGAAACAAAUUUGUAUUUCAUGUAUGUUUACAUACAUUGUUAAGAAACUCUGGCUCAAGAAGUUUAAUAUAAUCCAGGUAUUAUUUUGCCACAUAGUAUCUAUUAUUUAGAUGAUGUGUUAUAGUUGUUGAAUACUGUUAUUAUGCAGCGUAUCGUGCUUAUUUCAUGGUUAAAUUUAAUAAAUGAAGGUAAUCUCAAAAAGCUAUAUAUGUACAGAGAGGGCAAGAAGCAAGAUUGAAGUAAAUCGUAACCCCUAACAUAACUCUUAGUGUUAACUGCUGGUUCCAUGUAGAACUCUUUCUUUUGGCCAAUAUAGUACCACACAAAAGAGUGCUGUACAAAGUGAAAUCAAUAUUUUCUAUUUAUGUAAUUUAUGGACCAGAUAUGUAAUGUUAAUAAUAGGACUCUCCCCCUUAAUGGUUCCUUGAAAUGAUAGGGGGGUCAGAGUCUAUACUGCUGUAAAAAUCUAUUGGCUAGUGAUUUGCUUUUCUUCCAGUAUUUAGUACAUGGUUGUCGCAGUUCUGUUCAUGCUUAGGUUUUUUUUUAUGCUUGAGAAGGGGAACCUUUUAUGGCGCUUUAUGCAAAUAGGAAGGCAGUGGUUCAAUUCUUAAUUGGUCUAUGCUUGCAUUUUGUAACAUAGUUUGGUAUUGUUUCAGUACCAUAUCUUAGUUCUUGCUGUUGAUAGCUCUUGAAAUUCCAUAGCUGAUCUUCUCAGUAGGUUUUUUUGUCUUUGCUAUGUAAUUCAGGUGAGUUUUCAUGCUUUUCAGUACAAGGGCUAAUUAUAGGUGAAGUUGAUGAAAUGAAAGGACUCCAUUGAAGACUACAGAGCAAUAGGUGCAAUGAAGUGAGGAGCUGAAUCAGGGAGGUGGUGGUGUUGAUGUGUGAGUGGUAGGACGGUUAUAGUCACCACAGGUUCGGUUUUUAUGGUGUCACAGGGAUACACCUCGAAAAUUGUGUUUAAUUUGAUGUGAUUAGAACACCAUGUGAAACUCUAAGUAAAUGCGAGCUUAAGUAAAAGUUCUUCUCUCAUAUUUGUAUAUAUAUAUUUUCUCCCCUGUAAAUGAUUCUGAGUUGAAUCUCUGUUAUGUCAGUAUGGACCAUACUCUUGAGGUUGAUGUGAAAGUUGUAAAACUCGUAAUCAUUUUCACAUACAUUUCGCGUUUAUGCAAUUUUUGUUUUGGUGCAGCAACAACAGGGGCUAGUUGGAUGCUUUGAUUGUCCUUGGACUCGGUUAUUAAAAAGCACUUACAUUUCUUUGGUAGUCGUGCCCCACUUGGUUUAUACGUUUAUUGCAAGAAUUAUGUCCUAUUUAUGGAUGACAAAACAUCUUCCUUUGUAUUAUACUCCCUUUAAUAGCAGUGAUCGGUAUGUUCUGUCUGUGCUGUUUAUCAUUCUUAUUGGAACACUUGAAUCCUGAGAGGUGGUGCAGCUUGAGAAUAGCGUUAGUCUAUGCUGUACCCACGGAGGGUGCAAGUCAUUUUCUUGUUGGUGCCACAGACAUCACUUAUGAGGAUAACUUCUUUUGAUUUUGCCUGUAUCUGGAUGUAUUAAAGAAGCUUUUUUUUCUUGGCUUGGAAGUUUGUGCCAGUGUUGCACUGUACAUGCUGUUCUUUGGUUACAUUUUGCUAUAAUAGGCUAUAAACCCUGUCUACAUGUAUGAUAUAGGUUUGGAUACUUGCAGAACACAUGAAUAUGUUUGUUAUGUACGAGUUAAUAUCUUUUGGUGGAGAAUUCAGGUGCCGGGCCAGUGAAAAGUGCAGUAUCACUUUCAGCAUAAAGAUAAUAUCAACACUCAUCAUAUUUAGCCGAGCGUUUCUGAUGAUGGGGAAUGUGUAUAUUUAUAUCCGUACAAACACUACAUGUUUGGCUGCAUUGCCUAGGAGCACCACAUGCGAGGUAUGUCCAAAGGUUUGUAGACACCUGCUCCUCAUACUUUUCUUCUGAAAAUGAAGGGAUUAAAAGGAAAUUCCACAGAUUCUGAAUAAUUUAGUUGUUUAGAUGUCAGUACAAUCAUUCAGAGUGGUUGGAUGUGAAACGGGGCAUUGUAGAGAAACUUAUGGACUCUUAUUUGUUUACACUGGGUUGAUGGUAACCAUGUGUUGAUCUACAAUGCAAAUAUUUGCUAUCCUCAAUGGCUUGUGAACUUCUACACAUGUUCUGAGUAAUUUGCCUCACAAGAGCCUACAUGUGUCUCUUCGCCAUGAAUGGCUUUUUUAAAAUAUGUUUUAGGCCAAAACCUCAUCUUGAAAUCAUCGUAAAACAGUGUCUCAGGCAUCAGAAAACAUACCCAUAAGCAUUUCAUGUAAUAGCAUUCAGUAAGAGCUUUCAGAGGCAUUAAAGCAAACAAAGGUUUGCCAUUUUGAAUGAAGAACAUGCCAUUUAUGUAAGUUGUGUAGACUGUGGAUGAGUUUUGCGUUUUGGAAAGCGGAGGGUCUGCUGUCAGCAGAGGAUUCUGGGAGAGAAUACCUCCACUCCCCCAAAACGCCCCCAAAACACAGAACAGCAGCAGUUCAGUCGUUAUUGGGCCAACCCACAGAUGCGGUGUUUAAUUUUUAUUGUGGAUACAUUACAACUGAAAUAUAAAAGUCACAUUAUUCAUGUUCAGAGUCCUUUCUUUAGUAUCUUUUAAAUGGUAAGUAAAA